AUGCCAUUGUCUCACGCUGCUAGGAUUCCGUUUUUGAAAGAGUACGGUAUGUACGCAAUUUCUAAGAAAACCUUCAAGCUCUCACAACUUAUUUACAAGAACUCAGGUCUUCAAAGAAUGAUGUGCAGAGACAGAGGUUACUGCUCCAAGAACUACAUAUCCAGCUACAAGUAUGGAAAAAAAGUUGCUAGAAAGUUGGUGGAAGUGGAGGCUUUGCAAAGCAAGGGAGUUUUUGAAGAGGUGGUAGCAGAAAGCUUAACUACAGCUCUAGUCGAUGUGAUACCUAGUGAGCCAACAGUGGGCAUGGAGCCAAUUUUUUAUGAGGUUUGGAGACACGUUGAAGAUGAACAAGUGGGAAUGAUUGGCUUAUAUGGAAUGGGAGGGGUGGGGAAGACCACCCUCCUUACCCAGAUCCAUAACAACUUCAACCGCACUCGUAGUGAUUUCAAUCUUGUGAUCUGGAUUGUGGUAUCCAAGGGCCACAAAAUUGAAGUUAUUCAAGAUAAGAUUGGUGAAAAGAUUGGGAUGUCUAGUGCUGAAUGGAAGCAUAAAGAGCAGCGUGAAAAAGCUAAAGACAUCUUCGGAAUCUUGAACACAAAGAAGUUUUUGUUAUUAAUGGAUGAUUUAGGGAAGCGGGUUGAAUUAACCAAAGUAGGGGUUCCAACUCCUGAUAGUCGGAACAAGUUCAAGAUAGUUUUCACAACUUGCUCUGAGGGGGAGAAGGUUGGGAAAGAAACACUUCUUCUUCAUACAGAUAUCCCCAAGCAUGCUGAAGAUGUGGCGAAGGAGUGUGGCGGUUUGCCACUGGCACUCAUCACAGUGGGCAGGGUCAUGGCCUGCAAGAAAACACCCCAAGAGUGGAAGCAUGCAGUUCUAGUCCUGAGAAGAUUUUCCUCUGAGUUUUCAGAAAUGGAAGAUAAGGAGGAUGUAUUAGAUGAAUAUGGUAAUGUAGAGGAAGCCAAAAAUAAGAGUUACCAUAUCAUAGGAACUCUUCUUACCUCAUGUUUGUUGGAAGAUGAAGGAAAUUCAGUAAAAAUGCAUGAUGUAAUUUGUGACAUGGCAUUGUGGUUAGCUUGUGACCUUGGGAAAGAAGGUGAGAACAUCCUUGUGGAUACAGGUGCUUAUCAUGCACCAAAUGUUGUGAAAUGGAAGAACGCGAAAAGGGUUUCAUUGAUGGGUAGUAGUGGUAUCAUAUCUCUAGAUGAAACACCAAGAUCUCCCAAUCUGUUGACCUUAUUUCUCAUAGGAAGAUUUUUAAAGAGGAUUGUGGAUGACUUCUUUGAUUUCAUGCCUACGCUACGAGUUCUGGAUUUAUCUGAAAAUUUCAAUAUAACUCAACUGCCAACUGGAGUUGCAAAGCUCGUUUCAUUACAACAUCUGAAUUUGUGCAGUACAGGCAUAAAAUGGUUGCCGGUGGAGUUAGCAGCAUGUGCACGCCUAAAGUAUUUGAACUUAGAGUUUACAUAUAGUCUUGAUUAUGUUCCACCAAAUAUAUUAUCAAAUUUCCCGAGGCUUAAAGUUUUGAGAAUACUACAAUGUGUCGUAGGAGGUACCUCUUGUUUCCAGAAUUUGGACAGCCACCACAUAUUAGUGACUUGCACUCUAACUUUAUGCCUCAUGGGCAAGGAUUUCUGGAACCCUUCAAUCUAUCUUGAUUUAUCACCUCUGGUGAUGGCAAAUAUGAAAUACCUUGAUACCCUUCAAAUUAAAAAUAUGGCGGAUGUGUACUCUAUGUGGAUACCACGUCUGGAAAAUCCGAAUUGUUUCCUUGGUCUUCAGUUCGUAGAAGUAGUACGUUGCACGAAUCUCAAGAACCUGGAAUGGCUCGUUCUUGCUCCAAAUCUCAUCCACUUGUAUGUAUAUGGCUGCUUUGAAAUGACUACAAUACUCGGUUUGAACACAACGGAAACUACCCCACUUGCGAAACUCACUGUUUUGCUUUUGGGCGCACUACCCCACUUGCGGAGAAUAUGCGAAAAUCCCUUGCCCGUUCCAUUUCUGAAGGAAAUCCGUUUAUUUGGAUUUCCAGUGUUCACUAGGCUGCCUCUCAACUCUAGCAACGCUCAAACAAAGCAGCAUGAAAAAGCUGAGGACAUCUUCAAAAUCUUGAACACAAAGAAGUUUGUGUUAUUAAUGGAUGAUUUAUGGGAGCCGGUUGAAUUAACCAAAGUAGGGGUUCCAGCUCCUGACAGUCGGAACAGAUUCAAGAUAGUUUUCACAACUCGCUCUGAGGAGGUAUAUGGUCAUAUGGAUGCCCAUAAGAAGAUUAAGUUGGGGUGUUUGACUUGGGACAAAGCAUGGAACUUGUUUCAGGAGAAGGUUGGGAAAGAAACACUUCUUCUUCAUCCAGAUAUCCCCGAGCAUGCUGAAAUUGUGGCGAAAAAGUGUGGCAGUUUGCCACUGGCACUCAUCACAGUGGGCAGGGUCAUGGCCUGCAAGAAAACACCCCAAGAGUGGAAGCAUGCAGUUCAAGUCCUGAGAAGACUUGCCUCCGGGUUUUCAGGAAUGGGAGAUAAGGUAUUCCCUCUUUUAAAAUUCAGUUACGAUAAUUUACCAAGUCAGAAAGUUAGAUCAUGUUUCUUAUACUCUGCUCUGUUUCCGGAAGAUUUUGUUAUACUUAAAGAUGACUUGGUAUGUUUUUGGAUGUGUGAGGAUAUAUUAGAUGAAUAUGGAGAUUCAGUAAAAAUGCAUGAUGUAAUUCGUGACAUGGCAUUGUGGUUAGCUUGUGACCUUGGGAAAGAAGGCGAGAGCAUCCUUGUGGAUACAAAUGCUUAUUAUGCACCAAAUGUUGCGAAAUGGAAGAACACGAAAAGGGUUUCAUUGAUGGGUAGUGGUAUCAAAUCUCUAGAUGAAAUACCAAGAUCUCCCAAUCUGUUGACCUUAUUUCUCAGAGGAACUUUUUUAGAGAGGAUUGUGGAUGAUUUCUUUGAUUUCAUGCCUACGCUACGAGUUCUGGAUUUGUCUCAAAAUGUCUUUAUAACUCAACUGCCAACUGGAGUUGCAAAUCUAGUUUCAUUACAACAUCUGAAUUUGUCCUAUGCAUGCAUAAAAUGGUUGCCGGUGGAGUUAGCAGCAUGUGCACGCCUAAAGUAUUUGAACUUAGAGCAUACACUUCUGCUUGAUUAUGUUCCACCAAAUAUAUUAUCAAAUUUCCCGCCGCUUAAAGUUUUGAGAAUACUAGAUUGUGGUUCUUCUAACCGAGUUUUUUUUUAUAAUGAAAAAACCAUGAUAGACGAACUGCAGGGUUUGAAACACCUUGACGUCUUGUCUUUGACGAAAGGAGAUACCUCUUGUUUCCGGAAUUUGGACAGCCACCACAUAUUAGUGACUUGUACUCUAACUUUAUGCCUCAAUGGCGAGGAUUACAUGAACCCUUCAAGCUAUUUUGAUUUAUCAUAUGUGGCGAUGGCAAAUAUGAAAUACCUUGAUACCCUUCAAAUUAAAUAUAUGGUGGAUGUGUACUCUACGUGGAUAACAUAUCUGGAAAAUCCGAAUUGCUUCCUUGGUCUUCAAUUCAUAGUAGUAGUAAAUUGCACGAAUCUUAAGAACCUGGAAUGGCUCGUUUUUGCUCCAAAUCUCAUCCGCUUGCAUGUAUAUCGCUGCUCUAAAAUGACGAGAAUACUCGGUUUGAACACAACGAAAACUACCACAUUUGCAAAACUCACUGUUUUGUGUUUGAGCAGACUACCCCUGCUUCAGACCUGUAAGUGA
This is a messenger RNA of Prunus armeniaca (apricot), 3711 nucleotides long. Lineage: Eukaryota; Viridiplantae; Streptophyta; Magnoliopsida; Rosales; Rosaceae. The record is from the annotation of a GenBank genome assembly.